AAGACUAUAUCAUUAGGAUGUACAGCACUCGACAUGUCGCUAAAUCUCUCUGCCAAAGAUGUUCUAAAACUCUCACCCACCUCCGAACAUUCCACUCCGUCUCAGAAGCUCGUAACUUUCACAGACAAAUAUCAUCUUUAGAUCCUCCUAACGCACAAACACGAGCAGAACUGACUUGGCUGGCAUAUCUCACCAGUUCAACAGACCUUAACAUUCAAGAGACUAUUAACAGUUUGCAUGUUCAUGGAGAUAAAACAGCUGCCCUACAAAUACUGUUGACACAGCCGUACCAUCAGAGGAGCUGGGAGGAACUGAAAGAAGUUAUAGGAGGGGUGAUCAGGGAGGAUCCUUCUGAUAGCACUACUAUUCUUACUGGGCUCAUUACACAGUUCUCCUUGAGUGAUAUGCGCAACCAAAAGCGGCCGCCAGAUCAGAUAACAGAAAUGCAAGAAAAGAAGCGAAUACAACUGGAAAGUUUUCCUUUGUCCACUAAUCUAGAUAGAAUAACUGUAGCUUACUACUGGAUGAGAAAUAAUCGACUGGACUUAGCAAACAGCUGUUUCGAGGACAUCACUCUAGUUGAAGAGCUAGACUGUUUCAUUUUGUUGAAGGGUAUUUCACUGUUACCCUUGAACGGCGCCUUCAACAAGAGGGUGGUGAUAGAUCUCAUCAAAUUCCCUGACAUUCCAAAACUUGCUGCUAAAUUAGCUCUCUUCCAACCAGCUAAAUAUGAAGUUAUAUCUGAGUUGCUGCUACGGAACAAAGACUGUGCUUCAGACCGUAUCACUGAGUUUAUUGAACAUCUUUCUGGCAUAUGCGAUUCUCCUGAGCAAAUUCAUGAUAUCAUAUGUCAAUUGAAGUUACCCGAGGAGGAGAUGGUACAAGUUUGUUUUAAUCUCCACCAAUCAGGAGCUGACCGCCUAUUCUACACCGCAUUUCUAACUCUCUCCAAGUCAGCUACACUCGACAUUAUCCCUCUCAUAUCUGGACAAUCUUCCUCCUCCUCUCCUCAAACCCACAUCGUCCACGCUAUCUUAGCUUUCGUUCGACUCGGUAUCAAGGACCUGAUUCCGCUUCUCAUCAACAAAGUUUCAGACCCCAGCUUUGCAAGUUUUAUCAGGAACAACAUCUCUAAAGAUGGAUGGAUCAUGGGAGUCUUGAAUUUGAAGGAUGUAUCUUUUCAGUCAGCUGACUACAAUGCUUUGAUAACUCCACUAUCAAGUAGCUGUAUGGCACAACUUAUAAAGAAAUGUUGUGAUGAAGGGACUCACCUAGAUUUCAUAAAACAGGCAAUUGUAAACAGCUACGAAUCUCAGACCCUGCACGAGGUGAUGCUCUUCCUCCUGCAACAAGGUAGGAAUCUAUCUGCAGGUGACUAUGUUGACGACUGUCUCAUCCACACGUGUCCUUUCCUUUCGGGAGGUAAGAUCCUGGCUCUGGUUAGACUCCUGGCAGAUCACUCUAUUGUUAACUCUUAUCAACAGAAGUUCUGGAUGAUUGUGGCAUACGACAAAAAGGAAGACUGCGAGGAUCUUGCUGUUGAUAUUUUGAGGGAGCUUUACGGCGAACAAGACAAUUCCGCGUAUUUCUCUGUUCAAGAUUUGAACAAUUUGAUUCAGUUGGUAUCUUCAGAGCAGAUCCGGAAAGAACUUCGUGGCAGAGCUGAUAAUAUGGUAUCAAUAAUAGAGGAAUUCGAAUUGUCGGUUUUGCAAAGGAAGAGUACCCCCAGACUUUUAUUCGGUGGUGUUAAUGGGACUAUGUCUUUCCAACUACUAAAGGAGAACAACCUAUUGUACAGAGUAGCUCAAACUUUUGGGGUUCACUCAGCAAUAGCAACUUUGAAGACAGUGACUAAAGUUGGUAAGAAUUGUAAUGACUUGGUGGAGUUUAUGAAACAAAUUGAAGUGAACGAAGAUCAUGCCAUGCUUAAAUCAUUACUCAAAUAUUACGGCUUUCUUCUGCCACCUCGGAUGAAAAUAUACGGUGAAAAAAAUCUACAAAAAGAACGUAAACUAAAGAAAGCAUCUUACGACAGAGUGACUGAAAUACAACUGUAUUUGUAUAGUUAUUUAGCACACAUGCCUUGUGAUGAACAUAUCGUAACCAUGUUAAAAGAAAGUCUCAAUGACAAUGAAAUUGCCAAUUUGUUAAUGGUUCAACAUGUUUUGAACCCCGUAAAUCCAACUGAAGAGAAUGACUCUGUGACAGCUCUGCUGAAUUCGCCUCAAUAUUUUAAAUGUCUUAAUAAAAAAGAUAGGAAACUUCUGUUGCACAUUUCUUUGACAAAUUCUGAUGGAAGUCAAGUUGGACUACCAGUGGAGUCACAAGAAGAGGAGAACACUUCAUUACAUGAACAGAAAACAAGUUGAUACGUCAUUAUAAGACCAGUUAAUGCCGAGCAAUCUAUGUCCUUUAAAUAGGCACCCUCUAGUCUGAUUAUACUUUUUGAAUUAUUGGUGCAUUUUGGAUUCCAUUGACUUGUUGAUUCCUUUUGCUACGUAGAGAUGUGCUGAACUUUCUCUUGAAAGUUCAAUUGUUUUAUUGGUAAUUGAACAAUGAACAGUCACUUAAAUUCUUCAAAUUCUUAAUAUCUAAUCUGGGGUGAAAUGAUUCUUUGACUGACAAUUUAGAAAUUUUCUACAUUUGUCAUAGGAAUAAUUGCGGUUUAAAACAAAUUGUAAUUAAUAAAUUGAGUAAAUUGGUCUCGUUGAACACCGACUAAACCCUCUUUUUCUAAUAAGAUCCAGGAGAAUAUGACAGAGCACUCCUUAUUCGGUAAUUACAGGAUAAUCCUGGCCAGUACUUCACCACGACGUAUAGAACUAAUUAAACAGAUUGGAAUAAAAGCGGAAAUAAUCCCCUCUGACUUUGAAGAGAAUCUCCCUAAAUCUUCUUUCCCGACACCUGCAGAUUAUGUGAUAGCCACUGCUGAAGGUAAAGCCUGCAAGGUUUUCAGUGAAAACACAGAUGCUGUAGUUAUUGGAGCCGAUACAGUGGUUGUAAUUGACAAUAAGAUCCUUGAGAAGCCGAGUGAUGCGCAGUGUGCACACACCAUGUUAUCACGGUUAAGUGGGCGCAUCCAUCACCUGGUAACCGGAGUGUGUAUCUGCUACCAGGACAUCAAACACACAUUCCACGUGCAGACGGAAGUUAAGUUAAUUGAUUUAUCUCCUGAUUUGAUAGACUGGUAUAUUGGUACUGGGGAACCAUUUGACAAGGCCGGAGGGUAUGGAACUCGUGGAAAGGGCGCUAUCUUAGUGGAUAGGAUAGCGGGAUGUCCUUUCAGUAUGAUGGGAUUACCACUUCAAAAGCUGCACAGUGAACUUUCACGUAUCUUAGGUUGACUUGGAGAAAUGUAGAUUUUAAUCAGAUGCAUGAUUUUUAAAUUAUUAUACCGAGGUAUUCUUUUAGAUUUAUUAUAAUUUUGAAAAAGCAUUUAUCUAGUAUAUUGUUGUAUGGGUAUAAUUGUAUAAUUGAGGUAGAACCUUUAGAAUUAGGAAAUAAUUUUAAAGCUAAUAUUUAUUAUUUUUACAGUCUUUCUGUCUUUGAUUAGCUAAUUGAUUUAUUUCGUUUUCUACAGUAACCUAAUAGUUUUAAUCUAAUGUAAUAUUAUGUUUUCUCUCUAUGAAGUAUGAGAUAUUGUAGAUCUUAGGU
This is a messenger RNA of Bolinopsis microptera, 3654 nucleotides long. RefSeq lists its product as uncharacterized. The transcript has 5 exons. NCBI's taxonomy places the organism in Eukaryota, Metazoa, Ctenophora, Tentaculata, Lobata, Bolinopsidae. Bases 18 to 2369 code for a protein of 783 amino acids. The record is from RefSeq and is a predicted model, not a curated record.